This is a messenger RNA of Nelumbo nucifera (sacred lotus), 945 nucleotides long. The record is from RefSeq and is a predicted model, not a curated record. NCBI's taxonomy places the organism in Eukaryota, Viridiplantae, Streptophyta, Magnoliopsida, Proteales, Nelumbonaceae.
UUCGAAUUGGAAUCUGCUCCUUCGAGAUCGCUCCUCACUCCAACGUCACAGCCACAUCUCACCGUUUAUUGUGAACAUCUCUAAGGAGCAUGAUGUCAGGUUGGUGUGAGGAGCAGAUCCGGACUCCGCUGUUUCAUCUUUAAAACAGUAAGCAAGAGGGAGAAAGACAGAGAGAGGCCAUGGCCAAAGUAUCGAAGAAGGUCGAAAAUGGAGAAAAAGCUGAGCAAAAUCCAGAAACCCAAGAACGGAAAAGACUUAAAAAGCUUGCAUUAUCUGAAAAGUUGCUCUCCCAGACUCCUUCUAGAGCCAUUUCUUCUCUCAGCCCCUCGAAGACUGUUCUCAAGCACCAUGGCAAAGACAUACUGAAGAAAUCUCAGAGGAAGAACAGAUUCCUUUUCUCUUUCCCUGGCCUUCUCGCUCCCAUUACAGGCGGAAGAAUUGGCGAGCUGAAGGAUUUGGGAACUAAGAAUCCAAUACUCUACCUCGAUUUUCCUCAGGGCCAGAUGAAGUUGUUUGGUACGAUUGUUUACCCGAAGAACAGAUAUUUGACCUUACAGUUCUCGAAAGGAGGGAAGAAUGUCAUUUGCGAGGAUUAUUUUGAUAACAUGAUUGUUUUUUCUGAUGCAUGGUGGAUUGGAAAAAAAGAUGAGAAUCCAGGGGAGGCCCGGCUUGAAUUUCCUAAGGAAUUGAACCAGAAUGAGGGACAAGGAGACCAUGAUUUUAAAGGUGGUGCAGGUGUCAUAUCUGAAGAAAAACCAGGUGUUAACAAACUUGAAAAGGACUAUGAAUGCCACUCCCCUAGAGACGUGCCAGAAGAUGAUGCAUCUGAGGGUUCUGAUCAUUUGCUUGCUGAUGAUCUGAAAGAUAUGAUGGACAUGACACCAGUUCGGCAUUCAGCAAGAACAGCUGGGAAAACGUUCAAGUAUUAGCCUACUUAUUUCAUCU